Messenger RNA from Mustela lutreola (European mink), 2476 nucleotides. It is a transcript of the gene SH2D7, whose product is annotated as SH2 domain containing 7. The record is from RefSeq and is a predicted model, not a curated record. The coding region runs from base 1 to 1530 and encodes 509 amino acids. The transcript has 5 exons. NCBI's taxonomy places the organism in Eukaryota, Metazoa, Chordata, Mammalia, Carnivora, Mustelidae. Gene Ontology annotation, cellular component: cytoplasm.
AUGGAGGGCAGCCCGAAGCAGCCGUGCCUGCAGAGGGGGCCCCGGGAGGUGGGGGACAGCCAGGCCCUCGCCAAGCUGCAGGAACUGGCUCUGACAUGGUUCACGGAGACACAGGCACCCUUCAUCCUGCAGGAUGGAGCCCUGCCCCCCUGGUUUCACGGAUUCAUCACCCGCAAGCAGACGGAGCAGCUGCUUGGGGACAAAGCUCUCGGCUCCUUCCUCAUCCGCCUCAGCGACCGGGCUACUGGCUACAUCUUGUCCUACAGGGGCAGCGACCGCUGUCGGCACUUCGUCAUCAACCAGCUGCGGGACCGGCGCUACCUGGUGUCGGGGGACACGCACAGCCACGGCACCCUGGCCGACCUCGUACGCCAUUACCAGGAGGUGCAGCUGGAGCCCUUUGGGGAGACCCUGUCUGCUGCCUGCCCGCGGCUGGAGGACAAUGAUCUAUAUGAUGCUAUCACCCUGGGCCUCCACCACACCCAUCUGGGCCCAGAUAACCCAGCCGUCACAGUUUCGCCAGCAGCGGUCCUGGACGAGGCUGCCAGCCCCUGCCCCUGCCCCAAGCCACAGGUCUCCUUCCUCCAAACCAAGAAGAGCCGGGAUGCAAGUUCCUGCAGCUUCUCGGAGGAGGGGGGCGUGGCGGUCCCCGGGAAGGUGCCUCCCCUCCCUGAGAGGAGUGCCUCCCUUCUGGACGAGUCCUUUGGAAGCCCCAACAACAGUAUCUACUCAGACCCGAGGAAGCUGAACCAGGCACAGCUAGGCCUGGGCCCAGAGGCGUCCGGCAGAUCCAGGCCAGCUCCAGGGGGCAGCCAGCCCAGCUCCCCAGGCAAGGAGUCCCUCAAGAGACUCUCCGCUGGAGGUCAGAACAGGCCUGAUGGCCUGGGGCCUGCCUUCUCUGGGGUGAGUCCUGAGCAGGGUCCCACAGGGCCUCCCACAGCCCGGGGCCACCUUCUGCCCCCCGCUUCUGAGGCCCUGGGAUCCUCCGCCACCCCCUGGAGCCAGGCAUCUCCAAAGCUGAGCCACAGGGCUCAGCCCGGCUCCCAGGGCACUUCUGCAGACACUUAUCAGCUCCUGCAGACAGAAGGUCCCCUGUCAGAGCCCGGGGAUGAGCCAGACCAAGAAGACAGUGCCUAUGCGGAGGUCCCAGUGCGCUGGGGGGGCUCACCCAGGCCCCCAUGUCCCGGGACCAGUCCUCCAACUAGCAGGCCACCAGGAUCCACAGACCAUGGCUACAAGAGACUCUCAGGGGCCCCAGAGCUCCCUGAACCCGGGAACACCUAUGAACAAAUCCCAGCAGCCAGGAGCAAGGAGACUGGACGGACACACAAGGUGGGCUCCACAGGGGGGUGGGGCGGCUGCCAGCCCCUGCUGGUGAGAAGGAUCAGUGGCCUUCAUGUACGAGCAGGUCGGGUCACUGCUACUGCUCCGAGGGGCCCAGGAUUUUCUAGAAGUAACAUAUGCUUGGAGGUGGUGGGAAGGGCUGUGGCUCAGCUUGAAUGUAAGGUGUGGUCUUCUAGGCCCUUCUGAGGGCUUUCUCUGCAGACCAACAGUCCUGGCGCCCUCCAAGCCACUUGUGCCAGACCCUCAUUGUGGCCCAGCCGCCCCCAGCCACGUGGCUCCGGGGAGGCAGCUUCCCUGGCAGGCCUUCCUGAGACUAUGUCCCAAACACUGCGACCACUGCUCGUUUUCCUUCAGCAACCCGACCCAGGACCUCCCUCUCUUACUCUAUACAACUGUCUGCCCGAGGGCAAGGCUAGACGUACUCCCCUGCUCAGGACGCAGCCCAGAGACAGCCGGGCAGAGCUGUCAAAUGGAGGGUUUCUGCUCUGAGGACCGGCGGGGGAAGUGGAGGGCAGGGGCUCCCACGGGGCGCAGGCACCCUCGGCCCAGCACGCUCUCCCUGCACCCCAAGCCAGUGGGCAGGGAGGGUCCACUCCUCGUGGGGAUGGCUUCGGACCUCAACUCACGAAGACCCUCAAGGUCUGGGCAGCGAAACCUGAUGUCCUUGCUGAAAGGCCUUCCCACACAUCCCGGGGCGGGGUGUGCACCCAGUGCAGUGCGGGGCACCACAGAGGUCCUGACUCUGCUGGGACCACAGGCCCUGCUGGCAGGCAGGCCCUCGAGGAACCCUGAAGCCACAUCCCAUGGCAGUUCCCACCCCCCAUCUCCCAUCACUGCAAAGCCCACAUCCUCUCUGGUCCCACCUUGUGGAGACCCCCUCCUCCCCUAGCCUUCUCAGAAGACACACAUCCUUCACCCAGAACAGGGCGGGGUGUGGGGCUGGCUGUGCCAUUUCUGGCACCAUGAGGCUCAUGAACAACCAGCAAUCCUCCCAGCAGGCCUUUCUUGGGCUUGGGCCCCAGCGACCGACGGGUGCUGCGCCUCUCUCCGCCCAGGGCCUCCAGGCCCCAGUGUCUCCUCCCUCUCUGCAGCCCGACAAGCUCUGGAGGCUCCUCUUCACCGACAAGAAGCA